Choloepus didactylus (southern two-toed sloth) is the source of this 1763-nucleotide messenger RNA. RefSeq names its product G protein-coupled receptor class C group 5 member D (gene GPRC5D). Gene Ontology annotation, biological process: G protein-coupled receptor signaling pathway. Lineage: Eukaryota; Metazoa; Chordata; Mammalia; Pilosa; Megalonychidae. Bases 538 to 1557 code for a protein of 339 amino acids. Gene Ontology annotation, cellular component: extracellular exosome; signaling receptor complex; plasma membrane. The record is from RefSeq and is a predicted model, not a curated record. Gene Ontology annotation, molecular function: G protein-coupled receptor activity; protein kinase activator activity. The transcript is spliced from 4 exons.
UGUAGCUCAAUGAAACUCGUUAUUGCUUUGUUGAACUGGGUGCUCUUUUGGGUCUUGCAAUUAAAAUCAAUAUAUGGAGAAGUCUCUGGAGAUGGCAUCUCUAGGGAGUGGACCAGAAAAAGAAUGAAGUGUCCUCCUGUGAGGCCAACUGAACACACUGGCGUAUAUGUACAGGGAGGAAGCAAUCUUUCCUAAACUCAUACCCCCUUCACAACUGCCCUAAGGCCAAGUGUCCUCUGGGAAGCAGAUGAAUGAAAAAUCAUAGUUCACACCGAAGAAAUCUCUGGAGAAAAGUUGCUGUGAAACUGGAAUAGGUGUGUCUUUCUGUCCUUCCGGUUCUUUUUAUUGGUGCUGCAGGAAUCUGAGUGAGAGCCUACAGUUCUUCCGCCCAUUUGGGGAGAGAUUAAAGAAGCCAAGGUUGUCUCCUUCUUACUCAUUGGCAGUUACAACCUCACCGCCACUACAGCCUCAGCUUCCAGAGAGGACACAGAGGAGAGGACCAGAAGACCAUUCUUGUGAGGGCCACCAAAAGCCACCAUGUAUGAGGACUGCGUCAAGUCCACUGGGGAGGAUUAUUACCUCUUCUGUUACACUGAGGGGCCAUGGGGUGUUGUGAUGGAGUCCUUGGCGAUAACUGGCAUAGUGGUUACUGUUCUGCUGCUCUUGGCAUUUCUCUUCCUCAUGCGAAAGGUUCAAGACUGCAGCCAGUGGAAUGUCCUCCCCACCCAGUUCCUCUUCCUUCUGGGUGUACUUGGGCUCUUUGGACUUGCUUUUGCCUUCAUCAUCCAGCUCAAUCAACAAACUGCCCCCGUACGCUUCUUUCUCUUUGGGGUCCUCUUUGCUCUCUGUUUCUCGUGUCUCUUGGCUCAUGCCUCCAACCUGGUGAGGCUGAUGCGGGGUAGAGUCUCCUUCUCUUGGACCACAAUUCUGUGCAUUGCUAUUGGUGUCAGCCUGCUGCAGAUCAUCAUUGCCAUUGAGUACGUGACUCUCAUGAUGACCAGAUGCAUGAUGUUUGUGCACAUGGCACCCUGUCAGCUCAAUGUAGACUUCGUUGCACUCCUGGUCUACGUCCUCUUCCUGAUGGCCCUCACGUUCUUCAUCUCCAAAGCCACCUUCUGUGGCCCAUGUGAGAACUGGAAGCAGCAUGGAAGGCUCAUCUUCAUCACUAUGCUCAUCUCCAUCAUUAUCUGGGUGGUGUGGAUCUCCAUGCUCUUGAGAGGCAACCCCCAGCUCCAGAGACAGCCCCAGUGGGAUGACCCCGUCAUCUGCAUUGCCCUGGUCACCAACGCAUGGGUUUUCCUGCUGCUGUACAUCAUACCUGAGCUCUGCAUUCUCUACAGAUCAUGGAAGCGGGAUUGCGCUUUACAAAGCAAUGCUUGCUCAGUCCCAGCCUGCCAACACAGCUUCAGAGCGGAGAACCAGGAGCUCUCAAGAGCCCGAGACAGUGAUGGAGCUGAGGAGGAUGUAGCAUUAACUUCAUAUGGUACCCCCAUUCAGCUGCAGACUGUUGAUCCCACACAAGAAUAUCUCAUCCCACGAGCUCAAUUAAGCCCCUAGCAAGAUGCAGCAUUAUAAAGCCCACAGGAAAUAUGAGCAGUGAAAUCCCAGAAGACGAUCCUGGUUAAUGUAGCCCUGACAGGCCACUGGGAAAGCCAUGGGGUCACACAGCCAGUGAGGUAUCAGCUCAUAUGCCCUUCCUGGUUUCCUUGCUCUAUCUGGACUCUUCAUCAGAAGACUGCUCUUUCAAAUAUAAUUACAAUCUU